Molecule: messenger RNA, 1171 nt
Organism: Neogale vison (American mink)
Lineage: Eukaryota; Metazoa; Chordata; Mammalia; Carnivora; Mustelidae
Gene: CATIP
Product: ciliogenesis associated TTC17 interacting protein
Exons: 10
Coding region: 20-1171 (383 amino acids)
Biological process (GO): actin filament polymerization; cilium organization
Source: RefSeq, a predicted model, not a curated record
CUGGGUAGCAGAAGGCAGCAUGUCCUCUAAACUUCAAUCCACAGUCCCCAAAGCCAAGGACCACCAGCCCUCAGCUGAAGAGAGUCUGCCAGCCCCAAAGGCCAAUGCUGAAGCCAUCCACUUCCUCAGCACCCUCGAGCAGGAGGAGCUGCAGAUGCUGCUGUUCUCUGAGACUCUGGCCAUGGUCUCGGACACGGGGGAGCUUCAGGGAGAGCUGACCAUUGAGGUGCAGAGACGGCAAAACAAAGACGAAUUUGGAGUGAUGUCACACUGCCUCUGCGUGCACGCCUUUAGCCGUGGCUUCAUGGACAAGAUACUCUGCGGAAACUCCCUGCUGGGCUACCUCUCAUGGAAACUGCAUGUCAUGGAGCAACAUAGUCAAGAGUUCAUCAAGUUCCGCGUCCUCCCCAUGGAGAGGAAGAUGACUUUGGUGAAGCAGGAUGACCAGCUGACCAUGACCAGAAGUGUCAAGGAGGGGGAGGAAGUCAAGACCGAAGUGACUUUUAUCCCAGGGAGCUCAACCACGGGCUUCAUCUCCGAGGCUGCCAACCUGGUGUUGCUGAGGGUGAUGGCCUGGCGGCAGACGGUGCCCAGCAAUGCCCGUUUCCUGGCCUUGGACACAGAGGGCAAACUCUGCUACUCCACUUACCAAGACCUGGGCUUCCAGAAGAUCCAGGUGGGCCGCCAGCAGGUAGAGGUGUUCAUCGUGGAGCAGAGGGUCCACUCAGUGAAAGGCAUCCCCAAUUCCUGCCAGUUCUAUCUGCUGUCGGAUGGGCACCUGGCCAAGAGAAUCCAGGUGGGUUCCCCGGGGUACUGCCUGAUCACCCAGAUGCCUAUCUUGAGGGAGAAGGAUGAGAUUGAGCCUCGCCCCGUAUUUGAGAAGAAGCCCCUGGUGUGGGAGGAGGAUAUGGAGCUCUACUCGAGGUUCGUGGACCGGAAGGAGGAGCUCCGUCUCAGCCACAGCAGCUAUCUGCGACAGCACCCCGAGGCCCAGGCGCUCAUCUCAGACUUUCUGCUCUUCCUGUUGCUGCGCCAGCCCGAAGACGUGGUCACCUUCGCCGCGGAGUUCUUCGGCCCCUUUGCGAAGCGCCACCCCCCGACCCCCGCCUUGCGCUCCUCCCACCGGCCCAGCCCCUUCCGCUCGCUGGACCCCCGGGACCCCUUGCACUAG